AUGGCGUCUAACCAACAAAGCUACAAAGCUGGUGAAACCAGAGGCAAGGCUGAGGAGAAGACCGGACAAGCUAUGGGAACAAUGAGGGACAGGGCUGAGGAAGGUAAGGACAAGACUCAAGGGAUGGCUCAAUCAGCAAAAGACAAGACUUCUCAAACAGCCCAAACGGCUCAACAGAAGGCCCAUGAGACCGCUCAGUCAGCAAAAGACAAGGCAUCUCAAGCUACCCAAACAACCCAACAAAAGGCCCAUGAUACGACCCAAGCAGCAAAAGACAAGACAUCUCAAGCUGCUCAGACGGCCCAAGACAAAGCUCGUGAGUCUAAGGAUAAGACCGGGAGCUACUUGUCGGAGACAGGAGAAGCCAUAAAGCACAAGGCUCAAGACGCGGCUCAGUACACGAAGGAGACGGCUGAAGCAGGGAGAGACAAGACCGGUGGGUUCUUGAGCCAGACCGGUGAACAUGUGAAGCAGAUGGCUAUGGGUGCAGCUGAUGCGGUCAAGCAUACUUUUGGAAUGGCUACGGAGGAAGAAGAUAGAGAACAUUUUCCAGGCACUACUAAAACUACGACCACUACUGGUUCCGGAACCACUGAUCCAACUCAUCAGACUUAUCAGAGGAAGUGA
This is a messenger RNA of Arabis nemorensis, 627 nucleotides long. The record is from the annotation of a GenBank genome assembly. NCBI's taxonomy places the organism in Eukaryota, Viridiplantae, Streptophyta, Magnoliopsida, Brassicales, Brassicaceae.